AUGCUUCCACGCUGGUUGUGUGGAUGUACCCAAACCAUUGAAAAUAAGUUCGAUGACAAGAAAUUGCAAGAUAUCUUCGACAAACGGUGUGCUGCUUUGUUCGAAGAUUUCUCAGUUAAAUUUGAAACUCUAAAGACUGAAUUUCUCAAUUCUGCUUUGGAAAAAAUUUCCGACUUUCCCACUAGUUCUGGAGAAAAUAAUGCCUCAACUACAACAACAUUUGCUGAAGAGGUGAUUCAUGGACCAGAGCAGAAAAUAAUUGUGAAGCCCAAAAAUCCGCAGGAAACUUCCCGUACUAAACAUGACCUUCUUACUUCUGUCAAUCCAGUUGAUCAUGACAUUCAAUUCGAGGAAGUAAGGCAUAUAAAAGAUGGUGGAAUGUUAUUCCAAUGCAGCCAAUCUGCCGAAGCAUCCAAGCUGGAAAAAGUUAUGCAUGAAAAACUGUCUGAUAACUAUAAUGUGCAUAUCCUGAAAACUCUGCAUCCUCAAAUCAGAGUUGUUGGUUAUGCGGAGAACCUUGAUGGAGAAAGUUUACUACAGUACAUACUGAAGCAAAAUGAUACAAUUUUCGGAACAAAUUCUGAUUGUAAAGUUGUUCGUACUGGAGCAACCAAUAAGAACAAAGCAAUUUUUCAAGCCACAUUGCAGUCCAACCAAGAGAUGCGAGAACAAAUGGACUUGAAGGGAUUCAACCCUACCGUGAAACCAUAUGACCAAAAAAAAAAGAUCCAGUACACAAUGGAAAACCUGGAUGGUGGGACGUUGGAGAUAACUUUGGAUCAGGACUCACCUUCUAAGAAGGGUUUCUAA
Molecule: messenger RNA, 810 nt
Organism: Phaedon cochleariae (mustard beetle)
Lineage: Eukaryota; Metazoa; Arthropoda; Insecta; Coleoptera; Chrysomelidae
Source: the annotation of a GenBank genome assembly